AAAGGCCAGUCACAGCGGCCUUUUACCACAUGAUCAGCCGUGUCCAAUGACACGCUGAUCACCGGGAACUUGUCAGAGCAGGGAUCGGCACCGAUCAUCAGGGCACUGAUGAUUAGUGCCCUGAUGAUCGGUGCCCAGCAGCGCCACCCACCAGUUCUGCCCACCUGUGCCCAGCAGUGCCGCCCAGUAGCUCUGCCCACCUGUGCCCCACAGUGCCACCCACCUGUGCCCACCCACCUGUGCCCAUCAGUGCAGCCCAGCAGUGCUGCCAGUCAGUGCCACCAGUCAGUGCCCAGCGGUUGUGCCAGUCAAUGCCUAGCAGUGCCGCCAGUCAGUGCCCAGCAGUGAUGCCAGUCAGUGCCACCUAUCAGUG
Molecule: messenger RNA, 373 nt
Organism: Staurois parvus
Lineage: Eukaryota; Metazoa; Chordata; Amphibia; Anura; Ranidae
Source: the annotation of a GenBank genome assembly